ACACGAUGGAGAACACAGCCAUAUUAAGUUUAUUUUACAUUUUUCCUCUUCAGUUUUACAGCCUGCAAUUUGUUUUUUCCCAAGCAAUUUAUGAGGACGAAAGUAAGUUCCAGGGACCGUUUACAAAGAAUUUGAAAUCAUCAGUAUGUGCAGAAAAUGUGCAGAAAUGUGGAAUUCGAUUACAUCAAAGCCAAGCUGUGCAACAAAACAUGUCAGAUGAAUUAUCAGAAUAUAAAUCUAAGCUAAUGGAACUGAAAGUUGUGCAAAAAGGAUUCCUGUCUUGGACUGUACAGGAUCUGUGUAGAAACAUAAAGCAUUUUAUUUUCGAAGACUUGGAACUUUGUCCUUUUUAUUACGACUGCAGCCAAAAAAAUUCUUAUCUCCAGCGCUGUCCAGUUCCUCAAAUGUUUUCUGACAUAAACUUAAAGUGUCAAGAUCCAAGCACUGUUAACUGUGGCUCUAGGUAUAUACCAGACGGACAUAUGUGCGACUUUGAAAAAAAUGAUGAGUCCAGUUGCUUCCUGGUGAAUUCAAAUUCUGAUACAUUCGACUGGACAAGGAACACGGGAUCUACAAGUUCUUCUAAUACAGGACCAAGUUCAGCAUACCAUGGAAAAUAUUAUGCAUACAUUGAAACAUCCAGUCCAAGAAAGUCAGGAGAUAAUGCAGUACUGGAAAGCAACAAAAUAUUUCAAGAUAGAACUUACUGUCUUAAUCUUUUUUAUCAUAUGUAUGGAUCUGAUAUUGGAAACCUUAUAAUCAAAACCAAAAGUGAUUAUGUACAAACUGUCCUAAAGAAAAUAUCUGGUGACCAAGGAUAUAAUUGGAAAAGAAUGAGCAGUCUUGAUAUCACUUUGAAUGAAAAUACAAAGGUUUUGAUCGAGGCUACAAGAGGCAAGGACUUUAAGGGUGACAUCUCCAUCGAUCUUGUAACCCUCUCGCCUCGGAAAUGUUAGAAGUCUUAGAGCCAAUAUCUA
Messenger RNA from Saccostrea echinata, 977 nucleotides. Its product is annotated as MAM and LDL-receptor class A domain-containing protein 1-like. Gene Ontology annotation, cellular component: extracellular region; membrane. The record is from RefSeq and is a predicted model, not a curated record. The coding region runs from base 6 to 956 and encodes 316 amino acids. NCBI's taxonomy places the organism in Eukaryota, Metazoa, Mollusca, Bivalvia, Ostreida, Ostreidae. The transcript is spliced from 6 exons. Gene Ontology annotation, molecular function: chitin binding.